Messenger RNA from Pochonia chlamydosporia 170, 303 nucleotides. RefSeq lists its product as hypothetical. The record is from RefSeq and is a predicted model, not a curated record. Bases 1 to 303 code for a protein of 100 amino acids. NCBI's taxonomy places the organism in Eukaryota, Fungi, Ascomycota, Sordariomycetes, Hypocreales, Clavicipitaceae. The transcript has 2 exons.
AUGGGGUCACGUCAUGUCCACAAGUCUGUGGCCCAUGGUCCACGUUUGGACAAAAGCGAUAAGAGACAGAAACGGGCCGCAGGGGAGAAAAAGGAGAUAAACAUUGUCAUGCGAUGCGCAGAGUUUUCACUUUCACGGCUGGAGCCUUUCUCCUGUGCCAUCCCGCACUGCAUGUUCCUAAUCUUGGAGACUCGUAGAUUUUGUCGCGAGAUGUGGGUACGGGGAUGCUCCAUCAAAUCUGGCUGGCAAGUACCGUACCUUGCUAGACCGUUGGAUCUGGCCGAGAGCCCCAUGUCGCCGUGA